CCAAAAGCCCAAAAAAAUGAAGAAAUGUCAAAAACCUUUGUACCUACCGACAUGCCCUCCUCAUAUUUAGCAUUUCCACCUUCUUCUUCAACUUGGGCUUUUUACCUUACCUUCUCUUUCCAAUUCACUCGCAAAAAUAUAGCAAAAUCCUCAACUGGGUCUCUUCCGUUUUCGGGGUUUCUGACUUGGGUCUAUGGAUUGCGGUUCUGCUUCAGCAGCUGAACACAGCAACAUCAAGGGAGUUCCUAUCCAUGGUGGACGAUACCUUCGGUAUAAUAUAUAUGGUAACCUCUUUGAGGUUUCCAAGAAGUACGUCCCUCCAAUUCGACCUAUUGGAAGAGGUGCCUAUGGCAUCGUUUGUGCUGCUGUUAACUCGGAGACAGGUCAGCAGGUUGCCAUAAAGAAGAUUGGUAAUGCUUUUGAUAACAGAAUAGAUGCCAAAAGGACAUUACGAGAAAUUAAACUCCUCCGCCACAUGGAACAUGAAAAUAUUAUUUCAAUCAAAGACAUCAUACGACCUCCAGAGAAGGAAAACUUCAAUGAUGUCUAUAUUGUAUAUGAAUUAAUGGAUACUGACCUCCAUCAGAUAAUACGUUCUAGCCAGCAAUUGACAGAUGACCAUUGUCGGUACUUUCUGUACCAGUUGUUGCGAGGGCUUAAGUAUGUACAUUCAGCAAAUGUUUUGCAUCGUGAUCUGAAGCCCAGCAAUUUGCUCCUGGAUGCAAAUUGUGACCUUAAGAUUGGAGAUUUUGGGCUUGCAAGGACAACAUCUGAAACUGAUUUUAUGACUGAGUAUGUUGUCACUCGUUGGUACCGGGCACCGGAAUUGCUUCUUAAUUGUUCGGAGUACACUGCAGCAAUUGAUAUAUGGUCAGUGGGCUGCAUUCUUGGUGAAAUCGUGACCAGACAACCUCUAUUCCCAGGCAAAGAUUAUGUUCAUCAGCUGAGACUUAUAACGGAGCUCAUUGGUUCACCUGAUGACUCCAGCCUUGGGUUUUUACGAAGUGAUAAUGCCCGAAGAUAUGUUCGGCAGCUUCCUCAGUACCCGAGGCAACAAUUUUCUCUUAGAUUUCCUAAUAUGUCUUCUGGUGCUGUCGAUUUGCUAGAUAAGAUGCUUGUCUUUGAUCCAAACAAGCGCAUUACAGUUGAUGAGGCUCUUUGCCACCCAUACUUGGCACCUCUUCAUGAUAUCAAUGAGGAACCUGUCUGCCAAAGGCCUUUUGUUUUUGAUUUUGAGCAACCAUCAUUUACUGAAGAAAAUAUCAAGGAGCUAAUCUGGAGAGAAACUGUAAAAUUCAAUCCUGAUCCAACUCAGUGAGGAUUAUGUGAUUAUCUGUUGUAUACGCUUAGAAGAUUACCCAAUUACUGAUUUACAGGGGAAAAAAAAAAAAAAAUAGUAUUAUGAAAAUAUUGGGAUUCUACUAGAAAUUGUUGUGGGACAUCAUUCAUUGACAUUGUAACAUCUUUGGAUUUAUGAGUAAAAUAGAUUCAGUAGAACAGUGUCGAGGUUGUCUAUUCAAGCAUAAUCUUUGUGGUACACCAAUCCCUCAUCUGAUGCAAGUUUAUGCUUUGGUUGUAUGCAUUUGUAGCCGGGCAUGCCAAACGGAUAAGUAUUUUAAUGCUUUUCUGCUUCAAGUUGACGAGUUCAUAAGAGUGCUGUACUUUGAAAUGUUGAGAAUGAGUAAGAAAAAUGCGUCAGUUUGCUA
Molecule: messenger RNA, 1706 nt
Organism: Ziziphus jujuba (common jujube)
Lineage: Eukaryota; Viridiplantae; Streptophyta; Magnoliopsida; Rosales; Rhamnaceae
Product: mitogen-activated protein kinase homolog MMK2
Exons: 6
Coding region: 194-1318 (374 amino acids)
Biological process (GO): protein phosphorylation; intracellular signal transduction
Cellular component (GO): cytoplasm; nucleus
Molecular function (GO): MAP kinase activity; ATP binding
Source: RefSeq, a predicted model, not a curated record